UCUUCCUUCACAGAGGGACCUGUUUAUAUUAGAUCAUAAAUAUUUUUAUUGUUUACAACAGCUGUUUUGCGAAUCAGCUGGUAAAGCCAUGACACAUGUCUUUUUCUAGAUAGCAGAUGUUUUGUUUUUGAGCUUGACUUUGGGGACAUUUGACAGUUAGCAAAAAAAUAAAGCAGGGUUUUUGAAAUCAAAUUAUUAUUUUAUAAUAGAUGAUGCACAAAGUAUUUGUGUACGGCACUUUAAAGCGAGAUGAGCCCAACAACUAUUGGCUGUCUGACAAGAAGAAUGGCCACAGCGCCUACAUAGGAGAGGGUACAACUACGAAGAAGUACCCUCUCAUUAUAGCUACUAAAUACAACAUACCUUUUUUGAUAUUUAAGCCUGGCACUGGAAAUCUUGUAAAAGGAGAGGUAUACCAAGUGGAUGAUGCGAUGCUCGGCAAGCUGGAUAUACUGGAGGACCAUCCCAACUACUACGUCAGAGAGUUAGAUGACAUAAACACCAUUAAAGACAAAAGUAAUGAAGAAGUGAUGUUCAAGUGCUGGGUGUACUUCCUGAAGAAGUUCAAGCCGGAGCUGCUGCGGCGGCCGAUGCUGGAGAGCUACAGCUCGUUGGGCCCCCACGGCCUGCCCUACAUGGACAGGUCUAAACGAGAUCCUUACCAUAACUAUAAAAGCGAAAUUAAAGGGGAUAACGAGCCAAGCGACUCGAGCUAGGACAGGCAAAGCCAAGUUGAAUAUGAAACGCUUUGGGCGGAGUUGCAAAGUGUAAUAAAAAAGUGAACCCAUAGCUUUCGAUCCCUAAGUACUCUUAUUUUGUGAAUACUGCCUGUAAUAAUAGCUCAUGAUUUCGACUCGUGUGUUUGUAUAUCUUGAAUUAUUUUUCUUUUGCAAUUAUAUUUUUUGUGUAUUUUUUUUCGUUAUUUUUUUUGUAGAAAUUACUUUUUAUCAAAUGACUUAUCUACAAAUUUUUGCUUAUAUUUAGAACGUUAAAUUAACGAAAUAACAUAUGAGGUUAAUUUAUCUAGAGCGUGUUCAGAGAUCCGUGCGAUUACAAGUCGGAUUAUAAUGUAAUAUCAAUGCAGACUUUUGCGAAAUCCGUAAAAUAUCAAUAAUUAUGUACUUAGGUACUUGACGGCACAGCUUCGUUACAUACUAGAUAUAAUUCAAGGCAUUACCAGCAUUACGCACACAACACACUUCUUCGUCCAUACAGUUGAUAGCUCUGCAUUAGCGGAUGUGCACUCUUCGUGUAUAGGUGUGGGGAAAAUUUUGAAAUGUAGUGUAAGUCCCGAGGAUAAGGCGGGGAAAAUUAACAUGUAUUCAUCGUUUAGCAGUAGGCUACAACUGCUACAAGUGGCUAGUUGCAAGGUAGAACAAUCAGAAAUAGUCCAGGAAUUCUUCAAGUAACAAGUUUAAGACUGGGUGCAGGUAUUUAAAAUUGAAAAAAAUAUGAGAAUAGAUAUUUUUUGUGUGAA
Messenger RNA from Trichoplusia ni (cabbage looper), 1477 nucleotides. RefSeq names its product putative gamma-glutamylcyclotransferase CG2811. Lineage: Eukaryota; Metazoa; Arthropoda; Insecta; Lepidoptera; Noctuidae. The record is from RefSeq and is a predicted model, not a curated record. The transcript has 5 exons. Gene Ontology annotation, molecular function: gamma-glutamylaminecyclotransferase activity. The coding region runs from base 210 to 716 and encodes 168 amino acids.